Molecule: messenger RNA, 2475 nt
Organism: Durusdinium trenchii
Lineage: Eukaryota; Dinophyceae; Suessiales; Symbiodiniaceae
Source: the annotation of a GenBank genome assembly
AUGCAGCGGCAAGAAAGCACAGAUGGCGAGGCGACAGUCCGCAUCGCCACCCAGAGGGCUCUACCUGCACAUCAAGCGUAUUUGCAGGAUCAUUUGCAGAGAAUGCAUAAUGAGAUUGAGUCGACAACCAGAAAGCUUGAGCUGGAAAAGAGACGUCUCAACAAGCUGGAUGAGGAUGCUGCAAGAAUGAGAUCAGAGUGCACUGAGAAGACUCUCAAGGUACAAAAGGAUGGGCAGGGGGUCCCAUUGAAGAAGCUCGAAAAUCGCUUGGCCAAAGCCAUUGCGCAGCUCAAUUUGCUGGGCCACGAGAAUGCCGAGUGUCGCAAUCGAAUAGAUGUAGUGCGUCGAGAAAGGUUGCAGCUGAUUCAGGUCUUCAAGAAGCUUCAACAAGACAUUAAAGACAACAUGAGUACGGUGUCGCAAAUCCAUCGUGAAAGCGACGCAGCGCGCAGAGAACAAGAGGAGCGCAUGCACAAAAUGGCUGCUCUAAAGAAGCAGGUGGAGGAAGAACGGAAAGCUUUUAAGCGGAGAGUGCAAGAGCUGAAAGUGCAAUACAAAGAGCGUGAGCAGUAUGAGCUGAAAGAAAGAGUAAAGAUGGUCAAGGAGUCUGACAAGAAGGAGGAGUUGGAUGGGAAGGGCAGCAAGACCCGAAGCCUCAAGGCCGAUGAGGAGGAGCACUUCAAUUCAACGCUUGUCAUGCGGCGAAUUUUGAAGCUGGCCUUCUUGAACGCAAUUCAGCGAAGGCAUAUUCGGCAACACCAGAAGAACAUCGAAGUUUUUGAGCAGGCCUUUGCAACAAUCAAAUCAACAACCGGCAUCUCGGACAUUGAGGAAAUUGUGAAGAUUUUCGUAGCUCUCGAGCAACGCAACUUUAGCUUGCUCACUUACGUGAACGCCCUGAAUCGGGAGAUUGAGGCCCUAGACAAGCAGAAUCGCCAGCUGAAGGAACAGCUCGCCAACCAGCAAGAUAUUGAGGCUGAAAGUGAAAAGAAGAGGAUCGCAGCCCUGACAGACUUGAAGUCUCAGAUUGAAAGCACGGCUGCGGCCACAGAAGACAACAAGCUACAGGCAUCACAACAAUCUGAGAUCAUUGACAGGUGCAGGCCCGUUAUCCACUACAUCCUCAAGACAGUCGAGCGAGAAAACCGCGGAUUUGGAGGGCACCCAGCCCCUGAGUUCGGCAGCACAGGCGAGAAUCUGUUCGGCUGGCUCACCUACAUCGAGAAGACCUUGACGCAGUGGAAGGACUUCUUGCCAGACCCGAGGGACAAGGGCCACUUCAAAACGCCGAACAAGAACUACAAGUACACAGUGGGCAAUCAGGUGCUAGCUUUGCAACCGAAGAAGCCAAAUACACAGCCAGUUUCCUUGGUGAAGCCCAGCGAACUUCCAUCGGCAGCCAACUUCUUCCUCGAGCAAGGGCCAAACCAGCGAGCAGCCAUGGCUGGCCGAGAGGAGGACUCUAGCGAUGAUGAAGAGGAGCUCAUGGCUCACCCGCCAAUGCUUCCGUUGCAAAACGCCGGCGGCAUAGAACGAGAAGAUGCUGCUGCAGUUGCUGCAAAGCAGCAUGAACUAGCAGAGUUGCAGAAGUUGCAAGAGAAUGAGAGAAUUGAAGCAGAACGAGAGAAGAAGCGAGCUGCAGAGGAACAAGACCGGCUUCGAAUUGCCCGAAGGGCGGCUGCCGAAAAACUGCGGCUAGAUGCGGAACGAUGGGCGGAGAUACGGCUUGCAGGGCUCAGAGAGGAGCUGCGACAUAUCCGGGCGAUGGCAUCCAACCAGCGAAGGCCUCGGUUGCGAGCUUUGCAGUUGGAGCUGCAUCCUGACAAGCAACCGGAACAGAGACGCUCAGCAGUGCAGCCCUUGUUUUUGCUAGUGCAGAAGGAGUGGGAAUCCCUGCCGGAAGCAGAGCAAUCGGAGCAUGAAAUGCAUGAAAUGUGUGAACGACAUGAAAAAAGCACAAAAUCUCACUCCAAGAAUCGCGCGCCUCAAACUCAGGGCCCGUCCAGCUGGGAAUGGGCUCGGCGCCAGGCCACGGCAUUCAGUGAAGAUGCAAUGAACCAGGGGCCGAAUGCCUCGCGAUCACGGCAUGGCUUUCAAAGAAAUCGCCGACAGCAAGGGCAGGAAGGGGCCACGAACAACUUUUUCAAGCCAGCAGCGGCGACAAACAGCCCAUCCUGCAGUUUCAACGAGCAUGAGGCAACAGCUGACACUGACACGGAUGAUGGUGAAGAUAGAAAUCAAAUCGAGAUGGGAACUCACUGGACACCCGAGCAAGAGGAUGAUGAAGAUACAGGCAUAGUCCCAUUGUUGGCCACGAGGAUUUUCGAGAAUGUAAUGCACGCCUUUAGCUCUAUUCAACUUGCACGUCGAAGCCGUGGUUUGGAUGCAGAAAAGCCUGGUCAUCCUUGGAGAGCAAAGAUGGAUCGAUUGGAAGCAGAGGCUUGGAGGCUUUAUGCAAAAAAAACAGCAAUGUGA